This is a messenger RNA of Triticum turgidum subsp. durum (durum wheat), 819 nucleotides long. NCBI's taxonomy places the organism in Eukaryota, Viridiplantae, Streptophyta, Magnoliopsida, Poales, Poaceae. The record is from the annotation of a GenBank genome assembly.
AUGAGCAGCUUGGCCCUCUUCUCGCCAAGCUCCUCCUCCUCCUCUCUGUUCCUCACAAAGCAGGCCCACCCUACCAAGGCGAGGGCUCCUGCGGUUGUGAGGUGCGGCAGUGGGCCCACCCUGUCAGGACCACAUGAAGAGGAGGAGAGAGAGGGGGUGAUGGUGGCCUUGGUAGGGAGGAGAAAUGCACUGGCCUCUGCAGCGGCAGCCUGUGGAGUUUCGGUGCUUGGUUUUGCAGGCGAUGGCCUGGCGGCGGCCAAGCAGGGCCCGCUGGCAGGGAGGAUCCCGGGGCUGUCUGGCCCUGAUCAGAAUGGUUGGAAAACAUACCGCAGGCCGGACGAAAAGUCUGGCGGCCACGGAGUCGGCUGGAGCCCGAUCAUCCCGUAUAGCUUCAAAGUUCCUGAUGGCUGGGAAGAGACACCAGUGUCGAUUGCUGAUCUUGGUGGGACGGAGAUCGACCUGCGGUUCGGAAACCCCAAGGAGGGCCGAUUAUCUGUCAUCGUAGCGCCCACUCGUAGGUUUGCAGAUGACCUUGACGAUGCAACAAUCGAGAAGAUCGGCACGCCGGAGAAGGUGAUCAACGCCUUUGGACCGGAGGUCAUCGGCGAGAAUGUGGAAGGGAAGGUUCUGUCCACAGCCACAGCUGAGUACUCCGGAAGAACUUACUACCAGUUCGAGCUGGAACCACCUCACAUCUUCAUCACGGCUACGGCUGCUGGGAAUAGACUCUACCUGUUCAGCGUAACUGCAAACGGGCUACAAUGGAAGAGGCAUUACAAGGAUCUGAAGCAAAUAGCAGAAUCAUUCCGCGUAGUCUAG